Molecule: messenger RNA, 885 nt
Organism: Cordyceps militaris CM01
Lineage: Eukaryota; Fungi; Ascomycota; Sordariomycetes; Hypocreales; Cordycipitaceae
Exons: 2
Coding region: 1-885 (294 amino acids)
Source: RefSeq, a predicted model, not a curated record
AUGGCAGGCGCCCCUCUCAGGAUCGGCUACGUGCCCGAGCACUUUUCCACGCCCAUCUACUUUGCCCAGAAGCACUACGGCCUGGAUGCGGUCCUGACGCCGUUCCCGUCCGGCACCGGCGCCAUGAUCACCGCGCUCCGGGCCAAGGAGAUUGACAUUGGCAUCGGGCUUACCGAGGGCUGGAUCGCCGGCCUCGGCAAGGAGGACCUGCCUGGCGACGGCGGCUACCGCUUAGUCGGCACCUACGUCGACACCCCUCUCUGCUGGGCCAUCUCGACCGGCGCGCAGCGUCCCGACAUCACAUCGGUCGAGUCCCUCCAGGGCGGCAAGAUUGGCGUCUCUCGCAUCGGCUCCGGCAGCUACGUCAUGGGCUUCGUGCUCGCCGACCAGCGCGGGUGGCUGGCGCCCGGGCAGCCGUCGCCGCCGUUUUCCGACAAUGUCGUGCUGCACACGUUUGCGCACCUGCGCGAGGCCGUCAACACCGGCGCGGCUGACUUCUUCAUGUGGGAGCACUUUACGCAGAAGCGCUACUUUGACGCCGGCGAAAUUCGCCGUGUCGGUGAAAUUUACACACCUUGGAGCAGCUGGAAGAUUGUCGCGUCGACGGACCUGCCAACGGGCGACGACCGCGUGCAGGCGCUGUUUGACAAGCUGGAUCGGGGCGUGGCACACUUCAACGACAACCAGGAGGAGGCGGUGCAGUACAUCUGCACCAACUUGGACUAUACCGAGGCGGACGCGCGCGAGUGGCUCAAGACGGUCAAGUUUCCGACGCACACCAAGGGCGUCAAGGCGGAGACAGUCGAGAGCUGUGUGACGAUUCUGCAAAAAGCGGGUGUGCUGGUGCCUGGCAAGGGAAUGCAGCCAGGAGCCAUGGUUAUUUAA